This is a messenger RNA of Dreissena polymorpha, 1049 nucleotides long. RefSeq names its product sodium-dependent glucose transporter 1A-like. The transcript has 4 exons. The record is from RefSeq and is a predicted model, not a curated record. The coding region runs from base 69 to 1049 and encodes 326 amino acids. NCBI's taxonomy places the organism in Eukaryota, Metazoa, Mollusca, Bivalvia, Myida, Dreissenidae.
AUUAAAACAGUGAACAAACCACUGUUUUUGAAGGCAGAUGAAAUAAAGGAUAUUAUUUUAUCAAAUUAAUGUCGGACAGCAUGUCGGAGCCCAACAGGAAGUUAAUUACCGUGAUGCUCGUGCUGGUCGGGAUUUCCCAGGGUCUGUUGAACGGGGUCGCAGGGCCCACUAUGGUGGAUCUACGCAUGAAGUUAAACACUUCCUCCGCCGAUAUAGCGCGCUCAGUCUCCGCACAGGGUUUCGGGAUAUUCGCCGGUGCGCUUGCAGGCGGGUUGGUCAUUGACGCCAUGGGGACGUGGAAGUUUCUCUUGGUGACUCUGGCGGAAAUCAUAGCAACCGUCACCCUUAUCUUGAUGUCGUUCGUCACCUCCCUGUCCUUGCUCUGGGUGACGUUCUUCUCCGUCGGAACAGCAGCAGGGCUUACCUCUGUCGCCUGUCAGCGGAUUUUGAUAGUAUUGUGGCGCGCCGAGGCCGCAGUCCCCUUUAACGCCCUAUACAUGGGCUACGGCAUUGGCUACAUGUUAGCUCCACUCGCCAUUAAUCCAUUCCUCGCCGUUUUGGAGUUUCGAUCUGACACUUCCGUCAACAUGUCAAGCAAUAACGUCACUCUCCAAAGAGGCUGGGAAUCCCGUGUGUACGUAGCGUUUGCCACCAUUGGUCUCUGCGUGGCGACGCUGGUGAUGCCAUUAUUCGUGUACUCCUUCGUAAAGUGCUACAGACGCAACAAGAACAAUUAUUCGAACAUUGACGAACCGGGAGCGAGCGCUCUUUCGCCUUCGAAGAACGGAAUAGUUAAGCGGGUGCUGGCUAUCCUGAAUCCAGCGUCCUACGCUGACGGAAAUUUCAAGUUCGGGCUAACCGUACUUGUGUUUACCUUGGGUGACUUCUUCAUGAAAUCAGUAGGCGUCUGUCAAGGAUGUCUGCUCUCCCCCGUUCUGCAUACACUUUUCCUUGGGAAGAUAAUUCAGGAGACCCUCAAAGACCACCACAUCUCCAUCGGUGGCAGUCCCAUCUCCAACUUGAGAUUCACUGAUGACAUUGACAUAUAG